Salarias fasciatus (jewelled blenny) is the source of this 1531-nucleotide messenger RNA. RefSeq names its product chromosome 16 C3orf38 homolog (gene c16h3orf38). The record is from RefSeq and is a predicted model, not a curated record. Bases 26 to 922 code for a protein of 298 amino acids. NCBI's taxonomy places the organism in Eukaryota, Metazoa, Chordata, Actinopteri, Blenniiformes, Blenniidae. The transcript has 4 exons.
GAGGAAGACAUUUGUUUACGCAAAGAUGUCGGGGCUAUCGGCGAAAGAACAGGAAGGUUUUCGAAAACUGAUGGGUCUAUUGACAACAUCGGACUUACUGUCACUCAGCGACACGGUCACAAACAAGCUAAUAGUUGUGGAAAAUGUCACAGAGGCCACAGAAACUAUUCUCUCCUUCAGUAAAAACGCCGAGGAGCUCCUGAAAAGGAAGAAGAUCCAGCGAGACAUCAUAUUCAAAUACUUGGCAAAAGAAGGUGUGAUCUUGUCCCCGAGCAGCGAUAAACGUCAACUGAUCGAGAAGACUUUGGAGUAUUGGUCGUCAGGGAAGGUUUCAUCAGGCAAAAACCGUCAAUCCGACACGGACGACACCACAGAGGCAGCAUCUGAUUCUACAGACAAGUUUGAAGCAGGAUUUGACCCGCUGACCCUUGGUCAUCAGUUCUGCCUGUGGUUCUUCCAACUUUUGAACAGUCAGAAUCCUACAUUAAACCAGCAGCCUCAAGACUGGGGAACACAGCACUUCUGGCCAGAUGUGAAGUUAUGCCUUUUUGCCAGAGCUGGCAGUGAACAGAUGGAGGACUUUCUUGGAGCGGAGCUGGUGAGCCUUCGCCUUUUGGCCCUGAGCAGGGAGGAGCGCCUCGUCUUUAGUCCCAAUCUGGAGCCUCAGGGUCUGAAGGCUCUCGCCUCCCCCCACGGUCUGGUGAUCGUGGCAGUCGCCGGGACCAUCCACAGAGACUCAAACUGCCUUGGCAUCUUUGAACAAGUAUUUGGCCUCAUCCGCUCCCCGCUGAUGAACAACAACUGGAAGAUAAAGUUCAUCAAACUGAAGAUCAGAGGACUGGAUGCUCUGGGAGGGACAGGGGUGGCAGCACCGGCUCUCAACUACAGCUCCACUGAUCUGCAGCUUCUCUGCAGUUCAUGACUUUCAAGAUGCACACUUUCUUUUCUUUAUACAUUAUGUUCCCAGAAACAGUUUGACAGAACACACUCUGAAUUCAGUCGCUUCUUUAAGUUACCUGAAAAUGUUCUACUGAGAGGAGAGGUCUGAUACUUCAUUUUUUCAACUUUGGUGUAUUCUGGAAACAUUUUAGUUAAGGGUUAGAGAUUGUGUGUGUUGCUGAAAAGCAUGCCCGUGCCUUAUUUGAUAUUACAUGUAUGUAUGUAUAUAUGAAUAUAAGAAUGUAAAGCAAAAAUUCUAUAUUGCCUCUUUACUGUAAUUUCCAAAAGGAUUCUGCUUGCAACAGAAAAACGAGUCACUACAGAGACGGUACAUGCUGUCAUAAAGCUGUUUUUGAGUAUAAAGUCAGAUCCCUGUGUCACAUGGGAUGAACCAAGGUUAGAAAGGUUUACAAGCAUAUCUGACAUUUUGUCAGACUCUGCUCUCACUGAGUUCUGUGCUGAUUAGAAAGAUGUGUACAUAAACAUAUGUUGUUAUUUCCAGCGUUGCACUUUGAGUUUAUUAGUGUUACACAUUGGAAUGCUCUGAAUUGUUUAAAUUUAGUUUGAAUUAAAGUGACUGCUGCUCUGUGAA